Molecule: messenger RNA, 2456 nt
Organism: Eurytemora carolleeae
Lineage: Eukaryota; Metazoa; Arthropoda; Copepoda; Calanoida; Temoridae
Product: long-chain-fatty-acid--CoA ligase ACSBG2
Exons: 23
Coding region: 49-2190 (713 amino acids)
Cellular component (GO): endoplasmic reticulum; membrane
Molecular function (GO): long-chain fatty acid-CoA ligase activity
Source: RefSeq, a predicted model, not a curated record
CUAAAACUAUUCUAAAAUUAGAGUUUGUGCUUAGUUCCUAGAUUUAAAAUGGGAGUUAUAAGAGUUCAGCAUUUUGGACGAUAUUACGUCACUGGUUCACUGCUCAUCAGAAACAAUAAGAAUAUCAAAACGGGGAGAUCUAUUCAUACUUCUUUACUGUACAACAAUAACAUCUCAGCGAGUACAAGUAAUAGACUAGGACCGGACCGUGUCCUACCGGCCAGCUCGCUUACAACAACCUGGCCGGACGGAGUAGUGGAGAUCAGGACGAACAACCAUCCUUCCUCAAGAUGGAAACCAAAGUCAGUUUGGACGAUGCUGAAUGACACACUUGCCAGGGUUCCAGAUAGAACUGCAUUAGCUGUAAAGAGAGAUGGUAUCUGGGUGACAUGGUCGUUUACCGAAUAUAUAAACGAUAUCAGAAGUGUGGCCAAGGCCUUUAUUAAUCUUGGUUUGAAGCAGCAUCAUGCAGUAAAUAUUAUCGGCUUCAAUGCGCCUGAAUGGCAUAUAAGUAACAUUGCUAGUGUUGUUGCUGGUGGGUUAGCUACAGGGAUAUACACAACCAACAGCCAGGACUCUGUUAGGUAUGUUGCGCAGCAUUCCCGCGCAAACAUUAUAGUGCUGGAAGAUCAGGAACAGCUGGACAAGAUUUUGAAUAUCCAAGAUCAGCUGAAAGAGCUGCAGUGCAUUGUACAAUACUCAGGAACGCCAACUGUUCCUGGUGUACUAAGCUGGGAGGAACUACUAGAUAUUGGUCGAGGACUACCUGAUUCAGUUCUCCAGGAGAGAUUAGCGAUGCAAGCCAUAAAUCAACCUUGUAUGCUGGUUUACACAUCUGGUACAACUGGAAACCCAAAGGGAGUCAUGAUAUCACAAGACAACAUAACAUGGACGGUAAAUGCAGUACAGGGUAUGUACGAUUGGAAGAUGGAUUGUGAACAUGGCAUUUCUUAUCUUCCCCUUUCUCACGUGGCUGCGCAGAUCAUAGAUAUCUAUCUAUCAGCGUAUGGGGGAGCAACCAUAUCAUUUGCUGAUAAAGAAGCACUCCAGGGUUCCUUGAUAAAUACGCUCAAAGAAGUUAACCCAACAAAAUUUUUAGGUGUGCCACGUGUUUGGGAAAAGAUUGAAGAGAAGUUAAAAGAACUCGGAAAAAAUAACAGCGGUAUAAAGAAGACCGUCAUGGACUGGGCUAAGAAUGCCGCGCUACAGCAUCAUACAGACAAAAUGGCGGGGAAAAGGGGCCAAAGCAUAAGCUACACUGUCGCCAGGUGGUUGAUAUUAAGGAAAAUUCAUGCAGCGUUAGGGUUGGAGGUAGCCGGACAUCCAGAUAACAAUGGAGGAUUUUUCUCCAGCGCGGCUCCACUCUCACCACAGACUUUUCAAUACUUUUUAUCUUUAGAUAUGCCAAUUCUUGAACUCCUUGGUAGCAGUGAGACUGGUGGACCACAGACUGCCUGCCUUCCAGGAGCUGGGAUGCGAGUAGGGAGUGUUGGUAGAUCCUACCCACACUUUGAAACAGUGAUCUUGAAACCUGACAAAGACGGUAUUGGAGAGAUCUGUACGCGAGGAAGAAAUGUCUGUAUGGGAUAUCUUUGGGACGAAGAAAAAACAAAAGAACUGAUAGAUGAAGAUGGUUGGGUGCAUAGUGGGGAUCUGGGUAGAAUUGAUGAGGAUGGAUUUAUCUAUGUCUGUGGACGAAUGAAAGAGCUGAUUAUCACAGGAGGAGGGGAGAAUAUUGCUCCUGUACCUAUAGAAGAUCUGCUCAGGGCUGAACUAGAAGAAAUAUGCAGUCAUGUUAUGGUGAUAGGAGAUGCGAGGAAACAUUUAUCUGUUAUAAUUACACUAAAAACUGUUUUGGAUAGCAGGAAUCAGCCAACCAGUAAACUGCAUCCUGAUGUACAAACCUGGUUAACCAAUUUGGGAUCAGAGGCAACAACUGCAGUCGAACUUAUAAAAGAGGACAAUGACGAAGUAAAGGCAGCCAUUUUGAAAUCAAUCAAGACCGUUAACAAACAUGCUGUCAGCAAUGCGCAGAGGGUUCACAAGUUUAUGAUCGCACCUGAAGAGUUCAGCUUGCAAGGAGGGGAGCUAACACCAACAAUGAAGGUGAAACGUCACUUUGUGCUUGAGAAAUACAAGAAUGAGAUUGAUGCCCUUUAUAAAUAUGAUACAGUCACAUCAAUGUGGUGAUUUUUAAACUUUUUAUGAGCUAUCACUAGAUUUUAUAGUUUUUGUUUUAAUGUAUAAAAUAAAAAUGUUAUUCUUUUUUUUGCAAGAACGUAAAUCGGCUUUAUUGAUUAUAGCAUAAAAAUGCAUUUGAAUAUAUCAUGAAAUUGUGAGAUUCUAUUGUAACCUUUUAUUAUGUUUUCUUCUUCUCUCCGAUUUAUUUUUAAUUUUAAAAUUCGGUGAUGGUGGUGGACCAAACCUCUGUAGAGUAAAAAAAUAAGUUUUGAGUU